Messenger RNA from Exophiala oligosperma, 948 nucleotides. RefSeq lists its product as uncharacterized. Bases 1 to 948 code for a protein of 315 amino acids. NCBI's taxonomy places the organism in Eukaryota, Fungi, Ascomycota, Eurotiomycetes, Chaetothyriales, Herpotrichiellaceae. The record is from RefSeq and is a predicted model, not a curated record. The transcript is spliced from 2 exons. Gene Ontology annotation, molecular function: protein binding.
AUGGCGGACUUUGUGCCUCCUUCUGGACCGCCACCCCCGCAGGUGCCCGAAGGCUGGAAAGCCAUCUUCAACGACCAAUAUCAAACAUGGUUCUACGUCAACGUACACACCAAGAAAUCGACAUGGGACAAGCCCACCGGACCUGCCCCUCGACCCGACGACGAUGCACCUCCGGGCGGCCCUCCUCCAUCCUACUCUGCCGGGCCCGGUAGUCACGACGUGUCCGACGUCAAGCGUCGUUCUUUCGAGUCGAACAACCCCUACAACAAGCAGCAACAGCAGCACGGCGGCCACGAGUCGGACGAGGAACUGGCAAGGCGUCUGCAGGCCGAAGAGGACGGCCGUCGCGAUCGAGGCCAGGCCGAAAGCUACUACAAUUCGGGCGGCGGCGCCGGCGGCGGUCCCAGCCCGAACCCUCCGGGUCUACAGGGCGGGUACCCGGGAGGCCCCAGUCCCACGUCGCCGGGGGCAGGCUCGAAUGGCAAGAGAGGAUUGUUUUCGAAGUUGUUGGGCAAACAAGGCGGAGGAGGGUCGAAUUCACCUUACCCCCAGCAAGCACCGCCCGGAAGUCCCUACCCUCCCCAACCCGCCGGUUAUCAGCAAGGUUACCCGCCUCAAGGGCCGGGCUACGGCCCUCCAGGAGGAGGCUACGGCGGAGGUUACGGCGGAGGCUACGGAGGACCACCCAUGGGCCCGGGAGGAUACGGCGGCGGCGGCUACGGACCACCGGGCGGAGGGUACGGCUACGGCCAGCCGCAGUACAUUCAACAACAGGCCCCGCCUAGGAGGGGAGGUGGCCUCGGUGCAGGUGGUGCUGCUGCGCUCGGUGUGGGCGGUGGUCUGUUGGGUGGCAUGCUCCUCGGCGAGGCCAUCGACGGUGGCGACGGUGGCGACGGGGGUGGCGAUUAUGGUGGUGACGACGGCGGUGACGGUGGCGGUGACUUCUAA